Molecule: messenger RNA, 1193 nt
Organism: Lolium rigidum
Lineage: Eukaryota; Viridiplantae; Streptophyta; Magnoliopsida; Poales; Poaceae
Exons: 7
Coding region: 36-710 (224 amino acids)
Source: RefSeq, a predicted model, not a curated record
GGAUCGGUAGCGGCGGGAGGCGGACGAGGAGGCAAAUGGCGAGGCGGUCGGGGCUGCUGGCGAAGCAGGUGAUCAGCGUCAGCUCGGCGCGGAGCCUCGGCUUCGUGUCGCAGCUCUGGGUCGACCCCGCGUCGUGGGCUGUUGCACUGGUUGAAGUGAGGCCAAGCUUGCUUUCAGGAGAAGCUGAGAAAUUCCUUUUUGAGGAUAUAUAUCAGGUUGGGGAUGUUGUGCUUGUUGAGGAUGAAUCCGUGGUUGAGAACGAAUUUAAGCUAGCUGGUCUGCACGGCUUGGUUGGCUAUAAUGUUGUAACUUCCAGGCGGCGCAAUGUCGGUAAGGUGCGUGGCUUCACCUUUAACAUUAACUCAGGUGUUGUGGAGUCUCUUGAGCUUGAUUCAUUUGGGCUGACUAUUGUCCCUGCUAGUCUGGUAAGCACAUACUGUUUAUUUGUCGAAGAUGUGCUUGACAUAGUUUCUGAUACAAUAGUGGUGCAUGAAGAUGCAGUCUCUCGUGUUCAACGAUUGACACAGGGCAUCUGGGGCACUCAAAAUAUUCAAGGGCCUGGUGAUCAGAUGGGCGAGUACAGUAGAUAUGGAAGGCGAAGAGCUAGGCCCGUUAAGAAACAAAGUAGCCGGGGAAAAUCCGUGGGCCGGAAUCUCCCUAGGAAAACGAAGAAUCUGGAAGAUGAGUGGGAACUGCCAAUGGAAUACUGACACAGAGACAACACUAGCUCUCUUCUCAUCCUCUGGAAACACUGCUGCCCCCGCUGUUCAUGCUAGCGCUUUUUAGACCACGGCAAUAGGAUAUUGCCAUGGCUGUACAUAUUGGAGGAUCACGAUCGAACAGUAAAGGAAAUUGUUUGGCCAUCUUUGGCAUGCUCUGGCUCGGUGGGUUAGUGAAAAGCGAGUGUGUCUGCCCACCUCCGACGUCUUACUAGUUCUGGCAAAAAAUGACUCGCUUGUGGGGAGCGAGGGCCCCUGGCGAGUUCAUUCUGUCAUGUAAUGAUGAAGCCUCUUUUGACUUUCACUGACAGUAUAUGCGUGUAAUCAUGUAGUGAUGUUACUACCAGUGGAGACUGGACUACUAGUACUACUAGAGUAGUAUAGCUCUAGCCAGAAUGUCAAGAUUCCUGGUUUUCUUUGUUCAAAAGAGAAUAAACAGUUUGGUUUCUGAAAGGGAGGUUCAGUCUACUUCAA